GUAAGUGGUAACUCACAUCUCUCAUUCUUCCUCUCAUUUCCUUAUUGUUGCUAACUGCUAUUGCUAUUGCUAUUGCUAUUGCUAUUGACUGAAACCCUGAUUGAUUCAAUAGCUUCGCUGAUAAAUUCGUGUUUGAUAAUCCUUGAUUUCAUUCCCGCGUUUAUUCUUCAAGACAAAACAUGAGUUAUACUAUGGAACACUUCUUGGAUCACUUGAAGGAGAAUGGAAUUGAUUUUGAGCUGUACAAGCAUCCUGUUGUUCUAACUGUGGAAGCUGCAGAAAAACAUCUUCCAAGUGAAGCAGGUGCAUUUUGCAAAAAUUUGUUUCUCAAGGAUAAAAAGCAUAGGUUUUACAUAGUUUCCGCUCUCAAGGAAACAAAAGUGGAUAUGAAAGUUCUAUCAGUGAGGCUUGGGUUGGGCAAGGGAGGCUUAAGAAUGGCACCUGAAGAAGCCUUAGGUGAAAUACUUCAGGUGCCACUUGGUUGUGUAACCCCAUUUGCACUAGUGAAUGAAUCUGCGAGGCAUGUCUCCUUGUUAUUGGAUCAAGGUUUGAAAUCUCAGAGGCGCAUUAUAUUCCACCCAUUAUCCAAUGACACAUCAAUAGCUCUAUCCACUGAUUGCCUAGACAAGUUUUUGAAAUUGCUUGGAAGAGAUCCUGCUUAUGUUGAUCUUGAGGCUAAUCCUCCUGUUGGCAAAGACCAACCUCCUGAUUUGGCUGCUUUUGCACCAUCGAGUGCCAUAGCUGUGUCGGAAUCCACUGCAAAUUCUGCUUCCACAGAAGUCAAUCUCCAAAAUAAUCAAUCUUCAAAUAGUGACAUGGCUACAGGCAAAGCUUCCAAACAACCUGUUGAGAAGAAAAAGGUCAAGAAUAAGUCUACUGAAGCUAAAUCUGCAAAUGCUGUUGCUUCCUCCACACUUUUCUCCAACCCUCAGCAUUUUGUGGAUGAGAUAUUGGAUAGAACAUCUGCUCUCAUUCUAUCUGAGGUUAAUAGCGAGACAAUAUUGAAGCACGGAGAAUCAAUUGGAGCAGUGGCUUCUGAAAGUAUCCGAAAACGUCUUUACUCAGAGCUCAGCCACCUUGCAAUGACUUUCAAGAAUACCGCUUAUACGGAAGGAUUUCAUGCUGGUAAACAUCCUCAUGGACCUAAAUUAUGAAGAGCUCAACACUAUAUGUAUGUCAUUUUGAAACAACAGCAAUCAAUUCUGAAUCCUUUUUUGGUGAGCCAGGUUUUUGUUAUGAUUUGUUAGUGUAAAAUCUAUCGGUUGAAUAUCCAAGAAUAUCCGUUAUUCAUUAAAAUAAGUUGUCAUAAGCAAACAUUUUGACUCCUGAAUACAUAGUUUGAAAUGAGAAUUGAGUUUUGUCUCAGUUGGAGCAAGUACCGUUUUCACUGACAAGAUCUUCGGUUUGAUUUUCAUCAAACCCUCCUCUCUCAGCUUACCCUGUAAUAAAAGUUUGAAAAUGAUCAUAAGAGGAAUCAUGUAUAUAAGAAUUUGCUAUGGCACCGGUUCACUUGUGGUGCUGGCUACAGAGCUUUUGUUGAAUCGUAUGUACUUGUGUGGACAAGGGUUUGUUGAAUAACAAAACAGGACAUUGGUAAAAGAA
Messenger RNA from Amaranthus tricolor (Joseph's coat), 1602 nucleotides. RefSeq lists its product as uncharacterized. The transcript has 13 exons. The record is from RefSeq and is a predicted model, not a curated record. NCBI's taxonomy places the organism in Eukaryota, Viridiplantae, Streptophyta, Magnoliopsida, Caryophyllales, Amaranthaceae. The coding region runs from base 180 to 1154 and encodes 324 amino acids. Gene Ontology annotation, molecular function: aminoacyl-tRNA deacylase activity.